UCCUCGGGCAGUGCCUGGCCGCCCAGUGCCCCCGUGGGUCGGCGGUGGGGCGUCCUGGGAAGGAUCUGCACCGAGGGAAGGCUCGGCGGACCCGACGGCCGCAGGCUGGUGAGCUGUGAUCGAUCGGGCCUUGGAAAUGGCUGGAAACUGCUCCUGGGAGACCCAUCCUGACAGGAACAAGAUGUGCCCCGGCGUGAGCGAGGCCCCGGAGCUGUACAGCCGAGGCUUCCUGACCAUCGAGCAGAUGGCCCUGCUCCCGGCGCCCGCCGUCAUGGACUACAUCUUCCUGCUGCUCUGCCUGUGCGGCCUGCUGGGCAACGGGCUGGUCCUCUGGUUUUUCGGCUUCUCCAUCAAGAGGACCCCCUUCUCCAUCUACUUCCUGCACCUGGCGGGCGCCGACGGCGCCUACCUCCUCAGCAAGGCCGUGCUCUCGCUCCUCCACGCGGGCGGCGUCCCGGGCCCCCCGGCCGACUACGUGCGCGGCGUGGCCCGCAUGGCGGGGCUGUGCGCGUUCGUGGCCGGCGUGAGCCUCCUGCCGGCCGUGAGCGCGGAGCGCUGCGCCUGCGUGGUCUUCCCGGCCUGGUACCGGCGCCGGCGGCCCAGGCGCCUGUCGGCCGUGGUGUGCGCCCUGCUCUGGCUGCUGUCCGUCCUGGCCACGGCCGUCCACAGCUACUUCUGCGUGUUCCUGGGCCGCCGGGCCGCCGGGCCGGCCUGCAGACACACGGACAUCGCGCUGGGCGCGCUCCUCUUCCUCCUCUUCUGCCCGCUCAUGGUGCUGCCCUGCCUGGCCCUCGUCCUGCACGUGGAGUGCCGGGCCCGCCGGCGCCAGCGCUCCGCCAAGCUCAACCACGUGGUCCUGGCCGUGGUGGCCGUCUUCCUGGUGUCCUCCAUCUACCUGGGCAUCGACUGGUUCCUCUUCUGGGCGUUCCGGAUCCCCGCGCCCUUCCCCGAGUACGUCACCGACCUCUGCAUCUGCAUUAACAGCGGCGCCAAGCCGCUCGUCUACUUCCUGGCCGGGAGGGACAAGUCGCAGCGCCUGUGGGAGCCCCUCAGGGUGGUGUUCCAGCGCGCCCUGCGGGACGGGGCCGAGGCGGAGCCCGCGGGCGCCACGCCCAACGCCGGCACCCUGGAGAUGCAGUGUCCCCCCGGGAACGCCUCCUGAGAGGCCCGCGCCCGGGGACCCGAAGGGACGAGACGCCCCCGGCCCAGGAGGGGCUCCGGGGAGGGACGAGACGUACAGCCUGUGGUCCUGAGCCCCCCAAGUCACCCAGACCCCCCCCCCCGCGAUCAGGGCUGCCCCUCCCCCAAGGCCGGUGAGCGAAGGAGAGACGGCGGCCGACAGCUGUACCCCCUUCUGCCCCCCCCCCCCCGCCAGCGCGUCUGGACAGGGGCCCGGCCAGCUCCGCCCCCGCCGGGCCAGCAGGGAGGGGGCUCCCCAAGGCCGCUGCUCCCGGGCGCCCCUCGGCCCGCAGGGAGUCUGGGCCUGGCGAGCCACUGGACACAAGGAAGACGGUCGGCCUGGUCGGCCUGCUUCAGCAGCGGCUUGUCCUGACUCUGCGCCCGGCCCCGGCGGCCCCCCCGAGCGCCCCGAGUCCUCUGGGCCGCCACAGGCCACGCCGGCAGCUUCUGCACCGAGCCCCGGGCUCUGGCACGACCCCAGCGGGCGGGGGGGGGGCUCUCCCCCCUCCCCCACGGCGCGGCCCCCGGCUCCCCCAGUAAGCACACUGGCUUGCCUAGCCGAAGGAAGCGUUGUUUUGUAAGACAAUAAAAUGUAUAGC
Molecule: messenger RNA, 1778 nt
Organism: Perognathus longimembris pacificus (Pacific pocket mouse)
Lineage: Eukaryota; Metazoa; Chordata; Mammalia; Rodentia; Heteromyidae
Gene: Mrgprf
Product: MAS related GPR family member F
Exons: 3
Coding region: 137-1162 (341 amino acids)
Biological process (GO): G protein-coupled receptor signaling pathway
Cellular component (GO): membrane
Molecular function (GO): G protein-coupled receptor activity
Source: RefSeq, a predicted model, not a curated record